AUGGUCAGCCUGCGGCUGUGUUUCCCGGCCCCGCUGCUGCCACUGCUGCUGCUCUUGGUAGUGGCCGCGCGAACGCUGCCGGGCGCCAGCGGGACGUGCCCGGAGCGCGCCCUGGAGCGGCGCGAGGAGGAGGCGAAUGUGGUGCUCACCGGCACAGUGGAGGAGAUCCUCAACGUGGACCCGGUGCAGCACACGUACUCAUGCAAGGUUCGAGUAUGGCGGUACUUGAAAGGCAAAGAUGUGGUGGCCCAGGAGAGUCUGCUGGACGGUGGCAACAAGGUGGUAAUUGGUGGCUUUGGAGACCCCCUCAUCUGUGACAACCAGGUGUCCACUGGGGACACUAGAAUCUUUUUUGUGAACCCAGCACCACCCUACCUGUGGCCAGCCCACAAGAACGAGUUGAUGCUCAACUCCAGCCUUAUGCGGAUCACUUUGCGGAACCUGGAGGAGGUGGAGUUCUGUGUGGAAGACAAACCUGGAAUCCACUUCACAGCAGCACCUUCUAUGCCUCCUGAUGUAUGCAGGGGAAUGUUAUGUGGCUUUGGUGCUGUGUGUGAACCUAGUGUUGAGGAUCCAGGCCGGGCCUCCUGUGUGUGCAAGAAGAAUGUCUGCCCUGCUAUGGUGGCUCCUGUGUGUGGCUCAGAUGGCUCCACCUAUAGCAGUGAGUGUGAGCUACAACGUGCACAGUGCAACCAGCAACGGCGCAUCCGCCUACUUCGCCAAGGGCCAUGUGGGUCCCGGGACCCCUGUGCCAAUGUGACCUGCAGUUUCGGUAGUACCUGUGUACCUUCAGCCGAUGGACACACUGCCUCAUGUCUGUGUCCUACAACCUGCUUUGGGGCCCCUGAGGGCACAGUGUGUGGCAGUGAUGGUGUUGACUACCCUAGUGAGUGCCAGCUGCUUCGCCAUGCUUGUGCCAACCAGGAGCACAUCUUCAAGAAGUUCAGUGGUCCUUGUGACCCCUGCCAGGGCAGCAUGUCAGACCUGAACCAUAUUUGCCGUGUGAACCCACGUACACGGCACCCAGAAAUGCUUCGGCGGCCUGAGAACUGCCCUGCCCAGCACACACCUAUCUGCGGAGAUGAUGGGGUCACCUAUGAAAAUGACUGUGUCAUGAGCCGUAUAGGUGCAACCCGUGGCCUGCUUCUCCAGAAAGUGCGCUCUGGUCAAUGCCAAACUCGAGAUCAGUGCCCAGAGACCUGCCAGUUUAACUCUGUAUGCAUGUCCCGCCGUGGCCGUCCCCGCUGUUCCUGCGAUCGUGUCACCUGUGAUGGGGCUUACAAGCCCGUGUGUGCCCAGGAUGGACACACAUAUGAUAAUGACUGUUGGCGCCGACAGGCUGAGUGUCAACAACAGCAGGCCAUUCCCCCCAAACACCAGGGCCCGUGUGACCAGACCCCAUCCCCAUGCCAUGGAGUGCAGUGUGCAUUUGGGGCAGUUUGCACAGUGAAGAAUGGGAAAGCCGUGUGCGAGUGCCAGCGGGUGUGCUCAGAUAUCUACGAUCCUGUGUGCGGCAGUGAUGGUGUCACUUAUGGCAGUGUGUGUGAGCUGGAAUCCAUGGCCUGUGCCCUUGGGCGGGAAAUCCAAGUGGCCCGCAGAGGACCCUGUGACCGAUGUGGACAGUGCCGUUUCGGAUCCCUGUGUGAGGUGGAGACUGGACGCUGUGUGUGCCCCUCUGAAUGUGUGGAAUCAGCCCAGCCCGUAUGUGGUUCUGAUGGACAUACAUAUGCUAGUGAAUGCGAGCUGCAUGUCCACGCCUGUACGCACCAGAUCAGCCUAUACGUGGCCUCAGCUGGACACUGCCAGACCUGUGGAGAAACAGUUUGUACCUUUGGGGCUGUGUGCUCAGCUGGACAGUGUGUAUGUCCCCGUUGUGAGCACCCUCCACCUGGCCCUGUGUGUGGCAGUGAUGGUGUCACCUAUCUCAGUGCCUGUGAGCUACGAGAAGCUGCCUGUCAGCAGCAGGUACAAAUUGAGGAGGCCCAUGCAGGGCCAUGUGAGCCGGCUGAGUGUGGCUCAGGGGGCUCUGGUUCUGGGGAAGACAACGAGUGUGAACAGGAGCUAUGCCGGCAGCAUGGUGGUGUCUGGGAUGAGGACUCAGAAGAUGGGCCAUGUGUCUGUGACUUUAGCUGCCAGAGUGUUCUUAGAAGCCCAGUAUGUGGCUCAGAUGGGGUAACCUAUGGCACUGAGUGUGACCUGAAGAAGGCCAGGUGUGAAUCACAGCAAGAAUUAUAUGUUGUUGCUCAGGGAGCCUGCCGUGGCCCUACCAUGGCUCCACUGCUACCUAUAGCCUUCCCACACUGUGCCCAAACCCCCUAUGGCUGCUGCCAGGACAAUGUCACUGCUGCCCAGGGUGUGGGCUUUGCUGGCUGUCCCAGCACCUGCCAUUGCAACCCACACGGCUCCUAUAGUGGCACUUGUGACCCAGCCACGGGGCAGUGCUCCUGCCGACCCGGUGUUGGAGGCCUCAGGUGUGAUCGCUGUGAACCUGGUUUCUGGAACUUCCGUGGCAUUGUCACUGAUGGACAUAGUGGUUGCACUCCCUGCAGCUGUGACCCUCGGGGUGCUGUAAGAGAUGACUGUGAGCAGAUGACUGGAUUGUGUUCCUGUAGACCUGGUGUGGCUGGUCCCAAGUGUGGGCAGUGUCCAGAUGGUCAAUCCCUGGGCCAUACUGGCUGUGAAGCAGAUCCCAUGACACCUGUGACUUGUGUGGAACUACACUGUGAGUUUGGUGCCUCCUGCAUAGAGGAGGCUGGUUUUGCCCAAUGUGUCUGCCCAACUCUCACAUGUCCAGAGGCUAACUCUACCAAGGUCUGUGGAUCAGAUGGUGUCACGUAUGGCAAUGAAUGCCAGCUGAAGACCAUUGCCUGCCGCCAGCGUCUAGACAUCUCCACUCAGAGUCUUGGUCCAUGCCAGGAGAGUGCUGCUCCUGGGACUUCCCCAACAUCUGCAUCUAUGACCACCCCAAAGCAUAUCCUGAGCAAGACAUUGCCAUUUCCCCACAAUAGCCUUCCUCUGUCCCCCAGCAGUACUACUCAUGAUUGGCCCACCCCAUUACCUGUAUCACCUCAGACCACAGUCAGCAUCCCCAGGAGCACUGCAUGGCCUGUGCUGACUGUGCCUCCAACAGCACCCUCUGAUGUGACCAGUCUUGCAACAUCAAUCUUCAGUGAAUCUGGCAGCGCCAAUGGGAGUGGCGAUGAGGAGCUGAGUGGAGAUGAGGAGGCCAGUGGGGGCGGGUCUGGGGGACUUGAGCCCCCGGUGGGCAACAUUGUGGUGACCCAUGGGCCACCCAUCGAGAGAGCUUCCUGCUACAACUCACCUUUGGGCUGCUGCUCAGAUGGCAAGACACCCUCACUGGACUCAGAAGGCUCUAACUGUCCUGCUACCAAGGCAUUCCAGGGCGUGCUGGAGCUUGAGGGGGUCGAGGGACAGGAACUGUUCUACACACCUGAGAUGGCUGACCCCAAGUCAGAGUUGUUUGGGGAGACUGCAAGGAGCAUUGAAAGCACGUUGGACGACCUAUUCCGGAAUUCAGAUGUCAAGAAGGACUUUUGGAGCAUCCGCCUACGGGAACUGGCUCCUGGCAAAUUAGUCCGUGCCAUUGUGGAUGUUCACUUUGACCCUACCACAGCCUUCCAGGCACCAGAUGUGGGUCAGGCCUUGCUCCGACAGAUCCAGGUAUCCAGGCCGUGGGCCCUGACAGUGAGGAGGCCUCUGCAGGAACAUAUGCGAUUCUUGGACUUUGACUGGUUUCCAACUUUCUUUACGGGAGCUGCAACAGGAACUACAGCUGCCGUGGCCACAGCCAGAGCUACCACUGUGACCCGACUGUCUGCUUCUUCUGUCACUCCACGAGUCUAUCCCAGUUACACCAGCCGGCCUGUUGGCAGAACUACAGUACCACUAACCACUCGCCGGCCACCAACCACUACCACCAGCAUUGACCGGCCUCGGACCCCAGGCCCUCAACAGCCCCCAAAGUUCUGUGAUUCCCAACCUUGCCUCCAUGGAGGUACCUGCCAGGACCAGGAUUCUGGCAAGGGUUUCACCUGCAGCUGUACUGCAGGCAGGGGUGGCACUAUCUGUGAGAAAGUACAAGCUCCCUCUGUGCCAGCUUUUAAGGGCCACUCCUUCUUGGCUUUCCCUACCCUCCGGGCCUACCACACACUGCGUCUGGCACUAGAAUUCCGAGCACUGGAGACAGAGGGACUGCUACUCUAUAAUGGCAAUGCACGUGGCAAAGAUUUCCUGGCUCUGGCUCUGUUGGAUGGUCAUGUACAGUUCAGGUUCGACACAGGGUCAGGACCAGCAGUUCUAACGAGCUUAGUGCCAGUGGAACCAGGACGGUGGCACCGCCUCGAAUUGUCACGGCAUUGGCGGCAGGGUACACUCUCUGUGGAUGGCGAGACUCCUGUUGUAGGUGAAAGUCCCAGUGGCACUGAUGGCCUCAACUUGGACACGAAUCUCUAUGUGGGUGGUAUCCCAGAAGAACAAGUUGCCAUGGUGCUUGAUCGGACCUCUGUGGGCAUCGGCCUGAAAGGAUGCAUUCGUAUGUUGGAUAUCAACAACCAGCAGCUGGAGCUUAACAGUUGGCAGAGGGCUGCGGUUCAAAGCUCUGGUGUGGGAGAAUGUGGAGACCAUCCGUGCUUACCUAACCCCUGCCAUGGUGGGGCCCUAUGCCAGGCACUGGAGGCUGGCAUGUUCCUCUGUCAGUGCCCACCUGGCCGCUUUGGCCCAACUUGUGCAGAUGAAAAGAGUCCCUGCCAGCCAAACCCCUGCCAUGGGGAAGCUCCCUGCCGUGUGCUUUCCAGGGGUGGGGCCAAGUGUGAGUGUCCCCUGGGACGUGGUGGUAACUUCUGUCAGACAGUCCUGGAGACUGCUGGUUCCCGGCCCUUCCUGGCUGACUUUAAUGGCUUCUCCUACCUGGAACUGAAAGGCUUGCAUACCUUCGAGAGAGACCUAGGGGAGAAGAUGGCACUGGAGAUGAUAUUCUUGGCUCGUGGGCCCAGUGGCUUACUCCUCUACAAUGGGCAGAAGACAGAUGGCAAGGGGGACUUUGUAUCCCUGGCCCUGCAUAACCAGCACCUAGAGUUCCGCUAUGACCUUGGCAAGGGGGCUGCAGUCAUCAGGAGCAAAGAGCCCAUAGUCCUGGGCACCUGGGUCAGGGUAUUCCUGGAACGAAAUGGCCGCAAAGGUGCCCUUCAAGUGGGUGAUGGGCCUCGGGUGCUAGGGGAGUCUCCGGUGCCGCACACCAUGCUCAACCUCAAGGAGCCUCUCUAUGUUGGGGGAGCUCCUGACUUCAGCAAGCUGGCCCGGGGGGCUGCAGUGUCCUCUGGCUUCGAUGGUGCCAUCCAGCUGGUGUCUCUAAGAGGCCAUCAACUGCUGACUCAGGAGCAUGUAUUGCGGGCAGUAGAUGUGUCACCUUUUGCAGACCACCCUUGUACCCAAGCCUUGGGCAACCCCUGCCUUAAUGGGGGCUCGUGUGUCCCAAGGGAAGCUGCUUAUGAAUGCCUGUGUCCUGGGGGCUUCUCUGGGCUGCACUGCGAGAAGGGACUAGUUGAGAAGUCAGUGGGGGACCUAGAAACACUGGCCUUUGAUGGGCGGACCUACAUCGAAUACCUCAAUGCUGUGAUUGAGAGUGAGAAAGCACUGCAGAGCAACCACUUUGAACUGAGCUUACGCACUGAGGCCACUCAAGGGCUGGUGCUGUGGAUUGGCAAGGCUGCAGAACGUGCAGAUUACAUGGCUCUGGCCAUUGUAGAUGGGCACCUACAGCUGAGCUAUGACCUAGGUUCCCAGCCAGUUGUGCUGCGCUCCACUGUGAAGGUCAACACCAACCACUGGCUUCGAAUCAGGGCUCACAGGGAGCACAGGGAAGGUUCCCUUCAAGUGGGCAAUGAAGCCCCUGUGACUGGCUCUUCCCCAUUGGGUGCCACACAAUUGGACACAGAUGGAGCCCUGUGGCUUGGAGGCCUGCAGAAGCUUCCUGUGGGGCAGGCUCUACCCAAGGCCUAUGGCACAGGUUUUGUGGGCUGUCUGCGGGACGUGGUAGUGGGCCAUCGCCAGCUGCAUCUGCUGGAGGACGCUGUCACCAAACCAGAGCUAAGACCCUGCCCCACUCCCUGAGCUGCCACCAGAGCUGCCACCUUCCCUACUGUAAUUAUUUUCUAUUUUUGUAAACUUGUUGCAUUUUUAUAUGAUUUUCUUGACUGCACGUUGGCCAGAAGGACUGCUGACCUGGCCUCCUUUCCGUCCGGGCAGCUGUGCUGCAGAGACAAAGUGGUGCUGAGGGACUCUUAAGUGGACCGUAGCACCUAGAGCCCUGGGCUUUGAAGGCCACCUUAGGACACACUCCUCUGCCUAAGGUACCAUGCCUCAGCCCCUUGCACUGUAUGUUCCUACCUGUCCACUUGUAUUGGUCCUUUGGGUCUCCUGGCCCAUUGCUAGGCCCUGUUUGUGUGUUAUUAAUGUGUUAUUGGAUGAGAACUGUGUCCCUGAGCAGGAGGGGGCUGUUGGGGUUGAGGGGGCCCUUCAUUAAACCAAGUAACAUUGGGUCCUUUGUAGGUUCCCACUUAAGCUGCUCUCCUGUGUGUGCUAAGAGCCAUCCUCACCCCAGGCUAGCCUGGACCCCUAGUGCUCCUGUGACAAUACUGUGAUAUUGAAAAACUGAUAACAAUUGGAGCAUCAUCUUACUUCCCAAAAUGUGUUUGCCUGUCACUGGAGACUGGAAACAGAAGCCAGGCUCCAUCUAAGUUGGCCUGACUGGCCCUCAGCUGGCCUUACCCACCUACUCAGUUACUCUGAACAUGGUCAUCCUUUCCCCAAAACACCAGGCCACUUAGGAACCCCUAAGAGGGAGUGCGUCACUAUGGGAUGUGGUUGACCUCCAUUGCUUACCUGCCUGAGCAGCCAGCUGCACCUGUCUCUCAAAGAUAUCUAGCCAGACUCCUAACCACAUUCUUCAACCACUGAUCUGUUUGAUUUCUGAUGUGGAAGUUCGGUCAUUCCUGUUUAACUCAGAGCAACCUUUAAUUGGUCUAAUGUGAGGGCAACCCUCAAUUGGUCCAUUGUAAUGGUGGUCAUCCUUGUCUGAGUGACAGUUACCUGCCCAGUGUCCAGCCAAGGGCAGGCACAGGAAUGGCAGAGAUGACUAUGGAGCCAAAAAUGACUGAAACUGAAGCAACUGUCUGUUUCUCCAUUCCCUAUCUUUAAUGUCCAGCACAGUCAUCUUGGGAGAAAGACUAGACAGAUCUGGGAUGGGGGCAGUCUGACCUUCUUCCUGCUUCAGCAAUCCAAGGCUAGAGGGAGCUGCAUGGGAUCUUGUUACUAACUCCAGUAUGUAUCAAUGUCAAAUACCAUGAAAUAAAGUCUGAAAACCUUAAAA
This is a messenger RNA of Grammomys surdaster, 7387 nucleotides long. It is a transcript of the gene Agrn, whose product is annotated as agrin. The record is from RefSeq and is a predicted model, not a curated record. Gene Ontology annotation, molecular function: calcium ion binding; laminin binding. The transcript is spliced from 36 exons. Gene Ontology annotation, biological process: receptor clustering; G protein-coupled acetylcholine receptor signaling pathway. NCBI's taxonomy places the organism in Eukaryota, Metazoa, Chordata, Mammalia, Rodentia, Muridae. The coding region runs from base 1 to 6129 and encodes 2042 amino acids.